AUGACUAUAGGAAUUCCCUCACUCCUUGGGACCGCUUUCGCUGGUCUCUUCGGGCUAUUGGUACUAGCAUCGGUUUAUCGGCGAACUCUUGUUCCAGGGUCAGCUAGCAACAGAACCAUCCUGGGAAGGCCGCUGUUAUUCUCUGUACGGUUGACUCACAAUCGACUCGCUCCUAUUAAGAAUCGAUUCAGCCAUCAAGUACUGUUAGUCGGUGUGCCCGUGGGGCUCAGCUGUCGGAUCGGCAAAUUGUUAACAAUUGACGCCGAUGCAGAUGGCAGUUCCUCCACCGACGGACCCUGUUCCCAAAAAUGGAUUGACAGAAUUCUUCACGUGAUUCCAAGUUGGUUGACCUUUGAUUCUGAGCGCUAUCUGCAUCGCGGCGAUGAGAACAUGGGUCUUCAGGCGAAAUUGGAUAAAUUCCUGCGGGCCCAGGGCGAAGAUCCCCGUCAAUGGCCGUAUGCAUACCUCCUCAGCCUUCCAAGGUUCCUCUGGUGGGAUCGAAGCGUGGUCUCGUGGUGGUACCUUUACUCUCCAACCCGCGAGCUGGAUGCCGUGAUCAUGGAGAUCAACAACUCCUUUGACGAGAAACGAAAUAUCCUAUUCCGAGUCAGAUACUCGGGAACAUGCAUAGAAUCAAAACCCGCCAGUAAUACCACCAUGUCUACUGAAGCCAUGCACUUGGACCAGUGGCAAACCAUUCAAGCUCUGGCCCCCCUCACAGAGUCAAAGGUAUACAGGGGCACGUGGAAGAAACACAUUUUCGCCUCGCCCUUCGAAAAAGUUGAAGGGUCCAUCUUGACUCAGUUCCUGGACCCCCUUAACUCUGCAUCCUGGUCCGAGAAGAGGUCAAUGGGCCUGACGACCAGCGUGAGCCCGACAGGCCAGCCGAAGAUGAUAACGCGCCUUUCCUGCGACGAAGCCCCGCUCGACCCAACCCAAGCCACUCCAUGGCAAAUAGCCAGCUUGCUUGUCCGUUGGACGAUGCCAGUGACGCUUACGACUCCGAGAAUCAUCUAUCAGGCGCUACGCCUGCACCUCUCCGGGAAGUUGUUGAUGAGGUCGCGGCAAGCUAUUCGACCGGGGAGCGAGUCGCGGCGUGCCACCGGGGGAGAGAGGUACGUUGCCCCACCGUCCAUUGUUCCUGAAUAUUUCUCUCCAAUUUCUCACUAUAUAUCUAGGGUCCUAGAGUGGUUCUUUCGCCAGUACCUGAUUGAAUGUGUUGCUACCUACCCCAAGCCACUCGAGGUGGUGUAC
Aspergillus brunneoviolaceus CBS 621.78 is the source of this 1254-nucleotide messenger RNA. RefSeq lists its product as uncharacterized. The record is from RefSeq and is a predicted model, not a curated record. Lineage: Eukaryota; Fungi; Ascomycota; Eurotiomycetes; Eurotiales; Aspergillaceae. The transcript has 3 exons. The annotation marks the transcript as partial.